Molecule: messenger RNA, 2020 nt
Organism: Tripterygium wilfordii
Lineage: Eukaryota; Viridiplantae; Streptophyta; Magnoliopsida; Celastrales; Celastraceae
Product: receptor-like protein 12
Exons: 11
Coding region: 188-2020 (610 amino acids)
Molecular function (GO): protein binding
Source: RefSeq, a predicted model, not a curated record
UUUUCCAAAUGGAUGUGACAUAAAUUGUUGCUUUUAGCUUGAUCUCAAGUCAAGAAGAUACAUCCAAGAAAGUUGCUCCCUUUGUAGGGAGACCAUGUCAAUGGAUGGCUUGUAAAGAAGACACUGGUGCCCCUCCGUCAUCUAUAAGAAGUCCUGGAGGAACUUGCAUAAAUUUCAUUAGUUCUUUAUGCAAAUAGAGAUGGGAAAUCUGAAGUUGAUACUUGUGGCUGUAAUAACAUUGGUGUUGUUAGAUGGGUCCUGGAGUCAUGGGUGUUGGGACCUAGAGAGGGCUUCACUCUUACAACUCAAACCUUUUUUCACUCGCCUUAACUGGCCAAUGAAGGGUGAGGAGAGUUCAGACUGUUGUCAAUGGGACAUGGUCGAGUGCAAUACUUCUACAGGGCGAGUAAUCCAACUAUCCCUUUAUAAUGGUUGGGGAAUGUCUGAUUGGUAUCUAAAUGCAUCUUAUUUUCUUCCCUUUGAAGAACUGAGAAGUCUUAACCUAAGUCACAAUUGGAUACUUGGUUGUAUUGAGAAUGAAGGAUUUGAAGUAUUAUCAUCGAAGUUGAGCAAUCUAGAGGUUCUCGACUUAAGUUACAACAAAUUUGAUUCCAGCAUUAUAUCAUCUCUGAGUGAGAUUUCUUCUCUCAAGUCACUUUAUCUAUACGAAAAUGAGAUGACAUCACCAACACAUAAAAAUGAUUUUGGAAGAUUAUCGAGGUUGAGGAAUUUGGAGCUUCUUGAUUUGGGUUAUAAUAAUUUUGAUAACAAAAUCCUCUCAUCCCUACGAGAUCUUUCUUCCUUGAGAGUUUUAAAUCUCGCAAUCAAUGGAUUGAAUGGAACAGUUCAUGCACAUGAAUUUAAUCAUCUGAUCAACUUGGAGAAGUUGGAUAUGAGUGGAAAUAGAAUUGAAAGCUUUGGUUCCUUUCAAGGUGUUGAUAGACUACUGCCAUGGAGUAAUCUGGAGGUCCUUAAUUUGAGGGGUAACCUCUUCAAUAACAGUGUUCUUUCUUCCCUUCGUGGACUUCUCCAACUCAAGUCUCUCAAUUUAGCCGGAAACCAAAUGGCGGGGGCUUUCCAUGUUAGAGAGUUGGAAUCGUUAAAGAAGUUAGAGGAGCUAGACAUCAGCAACAAUGCGAUUGAAAAAUUUGUGGGCCCUGAAGAUUCGACAACUCUGGACAAGCUUAAGAUCCUCCGAUUAGGCAACUUCCUAAACUAUGGAAAAAGCUUUGUAGUGCUGCAAUCAUUAGGGGGGUUCUCAUCCCUGAAGACACUGGAUCUUCGAUAUAGUAAUCUCAGUGAGACAACAAUCCAUCAAGCGUUAGGCAAUUUGAGCACACUGGAAGAGUUGUUCCUGGAUUAUUCUACUCUCCAUCCAGACUUCCUCUCAAGCAUUGGAAGAUUGGGUUCUCUGAAAACUCUACGUGUCGGAGGGUGUGCUGGUCUUGAGAAUACCAUACUAGGACAAGGUUUGUGCCAAUUGAAGAACUUGCAGGAGCUUUAUCUGUAUGCUAAUUCACUUGAGGGGACACUUCCACAAUGUUUGGCUAACCUAUCAUCUCUUAGGUAUUUGGAUAUAUCCCAAAAUCAACUUACCGGCAACCUUGCCUCCACUCCCAUAUCCAAUCUCUUGUCCAUCGAGUCUCUCUCACUUGGAAAUAACAACUUUCAAGACCCAAUAUCAUUCCAUUCAUUUGCAAACCUUUCAAAUCUUAAGAGUUUGAUCUGCGAGGAAUGUGACUUAAGUCUAGACACCGUCCGUCAAACUUGGACUCCAAAAUUCCAGCUUCAAGAGUUGGAUUUGUUAGAUUAUACAACAAAGAAAUAUAAGUUAGAUUUGUCUGAAAAUUCUUUUCAAGGCAAUAUCCUACAUAGUUUGCGUGAUAUAAAGUCUUUAGGAGUUCUGGAUAUUUCAAAUAAUAAUUUUUCGGGUGCUAUUCCAGAGCAGUUUGUCAGCCCGUGGCAGGAUUCCAAGAUGGAUAUCAAAGUUAUCAAAUCUAGAGACAUUUGCUCUAUCUGA